AUAAGAUUAUAAUAAGUAUGGAGGCGACUGCUUGUGCAGAUGAAUAUGAACACAUUACACUUGAUGUUAUGUAUGUAGUACAUAAUAUACCAGGUCCUGGAAUAAACUUGGAGGAAUUUGAAUCAGAAUAUUCACUAGGUUGUUCAUGUACAAUUCGGUGCUUCGAUUGUUCAUGUACACGUGGUUCCCCGAAUUAUAUCGAUGGUCGAAUACUAGACGAAAAAUUAUCAGUGCCAAUAAUUGAAUGCAAUUCUCAUUGUACUUGUAGAGAAAAUUGUGACAAUAGAGUGGUACAGAAUGGUCCACUGAACAGUUUAAUUGUAUCAGAAAUUGAUGGAAAAGGACACGGUUUAUUUACAAGUAAACCCAUUAAGAAAGGUCAAUUUAUUUGUGAAUAUGCUGGAGAAGUGGUAAGUAUGGAAGAAGCAAGACGUAGAAUUGAGACGAAUAAAAAUACCAUGAAUUAUGUUCUUGUGGUUUCUGAACAUAUUGGAAAUCAAGUAAUAGUGACUUGUAUAGAUCCAAAAUAUUUUGGUAAUAUCGGAAGAUACGCUAAUCAUAGUUGCGAGCCAAACGUUAAUCUUGUACCUAUAAGAAUCGAAGGUCCAGUACCUCGAUUAUGUUUGUUCGCAUCUAGAGAUAUAGAAAUUGAUGAGGAAAUAACAUUUAAUUAUGCUGGCGGAGUUCCUAAUUUUGUCCAUAAACUCAGUCAUACACCUUGUCUUUGUAAUUCCAACAAAUGUUGUGGCUAUUUACCACAUAAUACUAUUUGA
Eufriesea mexicana is the source of this 773-nucleotide messenger RNA. RefSeq names its product probable histone-lysine N-methyltransferase set-23. The record is from RefSeq and is a predicted model, not a curated record. Gene Ontology annotation, cellular component: nucleus. The transcript has a single exon. Gene Ontology annotation, molecular function: zinc ion binding; histone methyltransferase activity; protein binding. NCBI's taxonomy places the organism in Eukaryota, Metazoa, Arthropoda, Insecta, Hymenoptera, Apidae. Bases 18 to 773 code for a protein of 251 amino acids.